Messenger RNA from Arachis stenosperma, 1243 nucleotides. RefSeq lists its product as uncharacterized. Lineage: Eukaryota; Viridiplantae; Streptophyta; Magnoliopsida; Fabales; Fabaceae. The record is from RefSeq and is a predicted model, not a curated record. The coding region runs from base 12 to 1007 and encodes 331 amino acids. The transcript has 5 exons.
GACGCAUAGAUAUGGCAGAUGAAGAUCACACCCCAACUGAAGCAAAAGUUUACUAUUCCAAAUCAAUAUGGUGGUCAAAAACUCCCAAGAGAAGUGACAGUAACAAUAAUGGAGUUAAUGGCUUCUGUUUUGGUGAUGUUAAAGAUUACUAUGGCUAUAACUCCCAAGAAAUAGUGACUCCUGAAAUAUCUGAGUCAUUUGAAGGGAUCAGAGUUUUGAACAACAAUGGUAGAUAUGGAGCUAACAAUAAUGAAAUCUUCAUGGCAGCCGCGGCCUGUGGUGACGAAGAGAAUGGCGAGUACGACCGUUAUUCGAUGGUAUCGUUGUCGGCAGAAAUUGUGGAGAUAGUUGAAGAUGGUAAGAGCAUAACAAACAACAAGAAUAGAGGAGAUGAUGAUCUUCAUGUUGCUGUUGGCAAAGAUGACUUGGAUUUGGUGCAGUGGGUUCUUGAUCAUGUUGUUUCUCCUGGUGCUCGGAUUUUUCUUGUCCAUGUAUCGCCACCGAUCACAAUGAUUCCCACGCCUGUUGGAAAGUUUGAUAGAAGCCAAUUGACCCCUCAACAAGUGAGAUUUUACGUGAAUCAAGUGAACAACAAGAGGAAGGAACUUUUGCAGAAGUAUGUCCAGCUCAUCAAUGAAGCCAAGAUAACUGCUGAAACGUUGCUUCUUGAGAGCAAUGACACAGGAAAAGCCAUUUUAGAUCUCAUCUCUAUACUUAACUUAUCCAACAUUAUCAUAGGAAUGAAAAAGCUACCCUACACAAGGAACAGGCGCAGCAACAAAUUGAGUAGAGGAGAAUUUGUAAAGAAAAAUGCACCAGUGUCCUGUGAAGUUACCUUGGUUUGUCAUGGUGAGGAGUUUGCAGCUACCCCAUACAUGGAUCGAUUUGCAUCCAAAGGCCAAGUUCCAGUGCCAAUGGCAGUAUCACAAAGUAAAGGUCACUCAAGAAACUACUACUUUCCCUGCGCAUGCCUUUUUCCAGGGUGCAUGAAACUAGUGGACAAAUAGUACAUUUCUCAUACUAGCUACCAAAAGCGAAACCUGUCCUUGAAGGGGCAAUUGAUUAAGUACUUCAGAUUCACAAUGUACCAUUCUUCUGAUUUUGAAAUCAGGUCGUUACAUGCUUUGGUCAUGAGGAAUUACAAAGAACUUUCAGAUGAUUUAGAUAUACAGUGUUUUUGGGGGUAUUAGUAUGUAGAAGACGCAUGUCCAUCUUAUGUUUAAUUUGCAUGAGUAAUUAACUA